Saccostrea cuccullata (small rock oyster) is the source of this 2381-nucleotide messenger RNA. RefSeq names its product dual specificity mitogen-activated protein kinase kinase 1-like. Gene Ontology annotation, molecular function: ATP binding; protein kinase activity. The coding region runs from base 169 to 1395 and encodes 408 amino acids. Lineage: Eukaryota; Metazoa; Mollusca; Bivalvia; Ostreida; Ostreidae. The transcript has 12 exons. Gene Ontology annotation, biological process: protein phosphorylation. The record is from RefSeq and is a predicted model, not a curated record.
GAAUGUGUUAGCAUUUCAAGUACGUCACUUCCGGUUAUAUUAUGAGAAUAAAAAUUAGGAGCCGAUAUGUCAAAAUGUUAGUGUAGGUGCGCUGUUUUCCGCUCUUUACCACAUUCCUGAUUUAAUGAACACAUUUAGAUAAGAGUGAGUUUUUCUACCACAUCAAAGAUGAAGAAGAACAUGAAGGGACUGACUCUCCCGGGGGGAGAAACCACGCCGCCAGCACCUGGCCCUGCUGCAGGGGAUCAACUCGAUAAACCUAACAAUGAGAUCAGUGGGAUAGACCUACAGGAUUUACAACAGAGAGUGAAAGAAAUGGACAUCAAUGAACAACAGAGAGAAAGACUGGAAACAUUCCUGACCCAGAAACAACAAGUAGGAGAGCUGACCCAGGAAAACGACUUUGAGAAGCUGGGGGAACUCGGGGCAGGAAAUGGGGGUGUGGUCAUGAAGGUCAUUCACAAGCCCUCCGGGAUCAUCAUGGCCAGAAAGCUAAUCCAUUUAGAAAUCAAGCCAGCGGUCCGCAAGCAGAUUAUCCGAGAACUUAAAGUCCUACAUGAGUGUAACUCUCCGUUUAUUGUGGGGUUCUAUGGGGCGUUCUACAGCGAGGGAGAAAUCAGUAUCUGUAUGGAGUAUAUGGAUGGAGGAUCAUUAGAUCUGAUACUAAAGAAAGCUGGACGGAUUCCCGAACCAAUUCUAGGAAAAUUAACUGUGGCGGUUCUAAAAGGAUUAAGCUAUCUUAGAGAAAAACAUCAAAUCAUGCACAGAGAUGUAAAACCUUCCAAUAUAUUAGUAAAUUCAAGGGGUGAAAUAAAAAUAUGUGAUUUUGGAGUUAGUGGACAACUGAUUGAUUCCAUGGCCAAUUCCUUCGUCGGAACAAGGUCCUACAUGUCGCCGGAGCGACUACAAGGUACUCACUACUCGGUACAGUCAGACAUCUGGAGUCUGGGGCUGUCGCUGGUCGAGAUGGCCAUUGGUCGGUACCCCAUCCCUCCCCCCUCCCCCGAGGAUCUGGCCAGUAUAUUCGGGGAGAACGCAAUGGCAGAACACAUGGAAGCCGCUAAAACAGGCAAACCCCUCAAGGGGGUGAGGGCCAAGGAUGGGUGUCCCGGAGAUUUUCAGGUUCUUACGGGUGAUGGUCCUUUACCAAUGGCCAUCUUUGAGCUACUUGAGUACAUUGUAAAUGAGCCUCCCCCAACACUGCCCAAAGGAAAAUUCUCAGACCUAUUCAUAGACUUUGUUGAAAAAUGUUUGAAGAAGAAGCCAUCAGACAGGGCAGAUCUUCAAUCAUUAAUGAGCCACCCAUUUGUCACACGGUCAGAGGAGGAAGUCAUGGACAUUGGGAAUUGGGUGUGUAAGGUAAUGAACAUCAAGCCGGAGCAGAAGAAUAGUUAAGCACCAAGCAGCAUUCCAGGCCAGCCAUAUAUCUUAGUGGUUCUACCCCUCCAAUCAGUCAGGCAUACCGGAGUAACUUCAGUUAGAGCUUUGGAAAAUGUUUUAACUUGAAAUUGAUAAAUUCCAAACCUUUCCCUUCUCAGACGUGAUAAAUGUAUAAUGUAAUACUAUCAAUAGAAUAUUGUAAGCAAUAUUUACUUUUUUAAUGUAUAUGUACAAUAUCUGAAAGCUCUUCAACCAAUGGGCAUUACUCAAAUUGUAAGGAUUCUAUUUUACUGAUUAUAAAGAAAAUUUUCUACCUACGCAAGUUACUUCAGAAGCAAUGUAAAAUACAGUGAGAAUGAGUAAACUAUGGAUAGAUCUGACUCCAAUAGGACGAGUAUUUAGAUAUAGAGGAGGAGCAAUGUGUUCAUACCAUUUGUAUGUAGUCUAUUUAUUUAUAUGACCCUAUCACACAAACAUCAUGUAUUUUGAGCACAGAUUUCACAUUUAAGUAAUUUAUAUUUUUGGCUAUGAUAGUGUGAUUUUUAGAUUUUUUUUUUCUGAGAGUUUUCACUGAAGUUAGUGAGCUGUUGUGUAAUUGUCUAAAUGUGUGUUUUACAGAGAGGUAUAUCGUUAAGGUUAUCAAACAAGCUGACCUUGUUAUGGAUCUAAUAUAUGGAAUAAUAUUAUUUACCAUAAUCAUGUUAAUACAUAUAAACAUAUAGAAACAUAAAAAAAAAUUAUUAUUGUCUUUACUCUUAAGACUAUUGAGUUCAUUUAUGAUGAUCAUUAUGUUAGUAUACUUGAUGUCAGCUAGUAGUCUCCCUUGCACAUCUGAAUUAGAUGAAUUAGAAGGAAUUAAGCCUGCAUUUAUUCAGCAUUGUUAAUAUCAGAAAUGUUUUCAAAAAGCAAAGUGUUUACUCAUGAUGUCACAAGAUUGGGACUAAUUUAAUGAAUUUUAUCUGUGUGUAUAUGUACCAUUGAAAGAUUUAUUAAAAUUUUCU